CUACGUAUUUCGUGUUCACUUGUCUUUCUAAGAUAUAAUAAGUUUAAACUGUUAUUAUGCUGAUUGUCAAAAGAAUGUUAAAAUAGGUUACGUGAGAAAUGAUAUUAAAUGUGUAUUAAUAUUUGCUAUUAAAUAUAGAAGUAAUUCAUCAACAUGUAUGUCUUGAUAUGACGUAUAAUGCACAAAAACAAUUUAGACUGAAGAUGGCUUAAGAACAUUUUUCUUAGAUGUUAUUUUAAUUGUAUAAAAGACUAUAAAAUGUGUUCAAUUAUAGUUACAAAUGCAUAUUAUUGAAGGUAUAAUUUCUCUUAAUGUUGAUGUAGAAAGAUUAUCUUAAAAUAUUUCUAUAAGCAAUUAUAAUGGAAGCACAAACAGAUACUUCUGUUUUGCGACCUCCAGUUACUUUAAGAAAUAUUAAUACUGGCAAUGGUUUUUAUACACCUUUAACUUCAUUUGCUGAAAUGUGGUAUCACAUAUUUUUAUGGGCCCUAUUUUCUUCAAUUUUUGUUCACACUAUAGCUGGUGCUAUUUGUUUUGCUACAUUAAGACAACAUAAAUAUGGAAAAUUCUUCCCAUUGCUGAUUAUAAUAAUGGGCAUAUUAUUGCCACUAACAUCAGGAGUUCUUAGCUCUGCUGCUGUUGCUUUUGUAUACAGAGCAUCUCGAUAUCCACUGCCACCAUUGUACGCAUUAUUUUGGGGUAUUGGUCAAACUGUUGUAGCAGGAUGUGUUGGAUUCACAAGGAUAUUAGCAACUUUAUAAUGUGAAUCAAAGUUUGUAAAUAAAUGAGCCACAAGACAUUAUUAUUCAGGAAUAUUGUAUGUAAUAUAUAAUGAGGAGUUUUAAAAUUUGAAAACAAAUAGUAUUUUGUUUUAGUAUUAGUA
Messenger RNA from Frieseomelitta varia, 883 nucleotides. Its product is annotated as transmembrane protein 170A. The record is from RefSeq and is a predicted model, not a curated record. The transcript is spliced from 4 exons. NCBI's taxonomy places the organism in Eukaryota, Metazoa, Arthropoda, Insecta, Hymenoptera, Apidae. Bases 360 to 761 code for a protein of 133 amino acids.